Sardina pilchardus (European sardine) is the source of this 841-nucleotide messenger RNA. RefSeq names its product lens intrinsic membrane protein 2.2 (gene lim2.2). Bases 29 to 628 code for a protein of 199 amino acids. The transcript is spliced from 5 exons. Gene Ontology annotation, cellular component: plasma membrane. Lineage: Eukaryota; Metazoa; Chordata; Actinopteri; Clupeiformes; Clupeidae. The record is from RefSeq and is a predicted model, not a curated record. Gene Ontology annotation, molecular function: structural constituent of eye lens.
UGUGUCCCACGAGAGCAGCGCCCGGUGCAUGGCUGGCCUCUUCAUCUCAAACCUGCAGAGUCACCUUCUGGAUGAGGACUGUGCUAUCCCAGGUCUCCCCUUGAUGCUGUACACGUGGGCGGGCGGGGGCACACUCUGCGGUGUGGCUGCCCUGGUGCUGCUCAUCGUUUCCACGGCGACCGACUUCUGGAUGCAGUACCGUUACUCGGGCAACUCGGCCAACCAGGGACUGUGGAGGUUCUGCAUCAACAACAAGUGCCAUGCUCACACUCUCACUGUGGCUUUCUGGGACGCCACGCGUGCGUUCAUGCUGCUGUCCAUCCUGAGCUGCUUUGCUGGAGUGGUGCUCGGCCUCAGCGCCUUCGCCAACGGAGCCAAGAGCAGGAGGGUGCGCACCGGAGGCAUCGCCCUGCUGCUGUCAGGUUUUCUUGCACUGCUCGCCUUGGCAAUCUACACGGGGGUGACAGUCAACUUCUUUGGCAAGCGCUACAUCGACUGGCGAUUCUCCUGGUCCUACAUCCUGGGCUGGCUGGGCAUCAUCCUCGCCUUCACCGCUGGUGGGUUUCAGCUCUGUGCCUAUCAGCGGAAUACAGCAGAACCUCCACCACCAGACCUGUCAGACAGCUGAGCGUGCGUGCGCACACACACACACACACACACACACACACACACACACACACACACACUGUAAUGAGAGAGGUCAGCGACUCCCAACCCUUCACCUUGUGAGGAGACUGCUGUCCGCACACUGAAACGCCACUGGCUCGGUGUAGCGGGGGCCAGGCGCCACGACUGUACAUGUGCAAGCAUGAAAAACUAAAAACAUUAAAAAUAUAAAAAA